Messenger RNA from Alternaria alternata, 1831 nucleotides. RefSeq lists its product as hypothetical. The record is from RefSeq and is a predicted model, not a curated record. Lineage: Eukaryota; Fungi; Ascomycota; Dothideomycetes; Pleosporales; Pleosporaceae. The transcript is spliced from 9 exons. Bases 80 to 1348 code for a protein of 422 amino acids.
UCCAAGCAUCCACGUAGACGUCUGCAGUUAUAACCAGUCAUACCGCUUGCCGGCUCCGCAAACCAACUGAAUCGACAUCAUGCCACGUAAAGCUACCAAAAGUACUGGUGCGCCGGCUUCCAGGAGUUCCUCCAAACGUCCCGCACCGGACGUUCCAGCAAGGCAGUCUAAAAGAGCACGGGCUGCGAUUCGGAAAUCGUACGUCGAGCCUGAAAGCGACACGGAUAAUGAGGAUAGACCAAAGAAAGUUCAACUAUCCAACGGUGACUAUGACGAUGAUGAAGGGGUGGCCUCCGACUACGAGGAGCACAGCGACAAGGAUCCAUCGUCGGAAUCUGAGCCCGAUGAAACUGCCACUGACGAUGACAUCGAGAGCAAGCGGCCAACUCCGAGAGGGCGCACCACCAAGAACCUCCCUAUACACAAAAAGGCCGCCGAUGAGAAAGAGCUUUGGAGACCGGGAGCAAAGCUGGCACCAGGAACGCAGCUGGUCAUCAAGAAGCCAAAGGCCCGAGAUGCAGGCGACACGCCAUAUUUGGAUCACACAAUCCAUCCAAACACAAUGUUGUUCCUCAAGGACUUAGCAGCUAAUAACGACCGUCAAUGGUUGAAGCUCCAUGACCCUGACUUUAGAGUUUCAUUUCAAGAUUUCAUAACAUUCGCCGAGAAGGUAUCAGAUAAGAUUAUUGAAGCAGACGAGACCAUUCCCGAACUACCGGUCAAAGACGUGAUCUACCGUAUCUACAGAGACAUUCGAUUCUCAAAAGACCCCACCCCGUACAAGACUUACUUCUCUGCGGCUUGGUCGAGGACUGGACGAAAAGGUCCUUACGCGCACUACUACGUUCAGGUGCAACCCAAAGGCGGGAGCUUUGUAGGUGGUGGCUUCUGGCAGCCGGACGCGACGACCCUCGCCAAACUUCGACGCGACAUCGACCGUAAACCGCACAAGUUCAAGGCGGUUCUGACUGACGCCGGCAUUCGGGAGGCAUUCCUCGGUGGCGUGAAAGAUGACGAGAAGAAGGCUGUCAAAGCUUUUACGAGUCUGUCGAUGAAUCAGUCAAAUGCUCUGAAGCGCAACCCAAAGGGAUAUGACCAUGAUCACAAAGAUAUUGAACUUCUGCGGCUCCGCAAUUUUACCAUGGGGCGAAAGCUUACAGACGACGAAAUUGUCGGUGUUGGAGGUUUGGAGCGUGUGGGUGAGCUCGUAGCCAAUAUGGUGCCCUUUAUCACCUAUCUUAACAGCAUCGCGAUGCCCGACGAUGACACGUCAGACUCGAGCGACGGCGAUGGAAGCGAUGCCGAGCCUGACAAUGACAGCGGCGCUGCAGAGGAUGACGAGGCUUGAUGAAGGCAAUUUCAACAACGCAUGUUCGAGGCGCGGUUCUUCCAGCCGAAGUCAUUUGGAUGCACACAUUGGUGGAGCGUGGAGGAGUGGGCCACACAAGCGCGAAGCCCGCCAAUAGACGCCUGUGUAACCCUGCGGCAGUGGCGCUGACUGGUUGGUCCCAACUCAUCUUGCAUUAGUUUUACGCCCGUUCAAACUGCUUGCGGGACACUGCGGCGCUAGAAGGUCACGUUACUUAGUGGGCUGAGUAGGACCGAGAUAUGCGAGACUAAAGUUUAGCAGAUCGCAAUAGGAAAAGCCUUUCUACGACCCUGGUCCCAGUUCUCUCGCUCAAACGCGGGCCUGCCGUCUUUCCUUAGCGGCUUCUGCUUGGUUCCAGCGAGCCAGGGGAGGCAGCGCACGGGGCUCACUUUUCACUCGUCUUCGAUGAUGACCCGGUGUGCAUGGCUGACCGCAUCGACGCCAAAGUCUCAUCGAUGACAG